UCUUCCAAAAACCGGCGACGUCAUUCCCGCAAAACAGAACCAGAAAGCGAAGAAUCCGAAUCUGAUCCCGAUCAGUUAACUUCCAGCCGAACGGAGUCGUCCAAUCAACCUGAGGGCAAAAUUAAGCAUAGUAUCAUCUACCAUGGAGCACAAUCAAGCACAUCCUCCGAUCUAUCACCAAUGUCCGAACAAAAAUCAUUGCCACGUCGCGGUCGUUCAAGGUAUCAUCAUCAAAUUUAUCAGUUUUCCACCAACACAACACCGCGACAUCAUAACAGUAGUAAAACUUCUUCAAGCAACCAUCCAAAUAAGUUACUCUCACCACGUGUUGGUGCCGGUAAUCUUAAGUCCAUAUCGAGCACAUUCAAAUCACAAGACUCCAUACAAUGUCACAUACCCACACUAGUCAAAUCACCAUCUAUUACACAACAUCACCAACACCAUCAACAACAAUUAAAACACAAUCAAUCAACC
Molecule: messenger RNA, 474 nt
Organism: Glossina fuscipes
Lineage: Eukaryota; Metazoa; Arthropoda; Insecta; Diptera; Glossinidae
Product: Down syndrome cell adhesion molecule-like protein Dscam2
Exons: 2
Source: RefSeq, a predicted model, not a curated record